CGCGCAUGUGCACUAGCCUUCAGCCAGCAAAAAGCAAUGGCUUCAUUUAUGCUCCCGGCCUUGCAUAUUACGUAAAGCAUCAUAUUCCUUAUUCCUGGCUCUCGUACCAUGCUAUUCUACAAACGGGGGAAGCGAGGCUCAGAAGUUGGAAACAAUUACCGCAGGAUAUAAAAAAAACUGAAGCAAGUCAUUAGUCGAACCUCGGCGCAGAAGGCCGAGAACAAAGCCUCAGGGAGACAGUACGUGUGCGUAGCUCCGCCCCUCCUUUGGCGAAGCAACUAGGCUUGACCCUUCCCGCGACCGGUCGCGCGGCGGAGCAAGUGCGGAAGGCUUGCUUGGCGGGCAGUGUGUAGCUAUGGAACCAGACGGGACCUACGAGCCGGGUUUCGUGGGUAUUCGAUUCUGCCAGGAAUGUAACAACAUGCUUUACCCCAAGGAGGACAAGGAGAACCGCAUUCUGCUCUACGCGUGCCGGAAUUGUGAUUACCAGCAGGAAGCCGACAACAGCUGCAUCUAUGUCAACAAGAUCACGCACGAAGUGGACGAACUGACCCAGAUUAUCGCUGACGUGUCCCAGGACCCCACGUUGCCGCGGACCGAGGACCACCCGUGCCAAAAGUGUGGCCACAAGGAGGCGGUGUUCUUCCAGUCACAUAGUGCCCGGGCCGAGGACGCCAUGCGCUUGUACUAUGUGUGCACGGCCCCACACUGUGGCCACCGCUGGACCGAGUGAACUGUCCUCUCCUGUGUGUAAUAAAUUCUGUGUUUUGUGCGUGCA
Messenger RNA from Odobenus rosmarus divergens (Pacific walrus), 778 nucleotides. It is a transcript of the gene POLR2I, whose product is annotated as polymerase (RNA) II (DNA directed) polypeptide I, 14.5kDa. The record is from RefSeq and is a predicted model, not a curated record. The transcript is spliced from 6 exons. NCBI's taxonomy places the organism in Eukaryota, Metazoa, Chordata, Mammalia, Carnivora, Odobenidae. Gene Ontology annotation, cellular component: RNA polymerase II, core complex. Bases 356 to 733 code for a protein of 125 amino acids. Gene Ontology annotation, biological process: maintenance of transcriptional fidelity during transcription elongation by RNA polymerase II; transcription-coupled nucleotide-excision repair; DNA-templated transcription. Gene Ontology annotation, molecular function: DNA-directed RNA polymerase activity; zinc ion binding; nucleic acid binding.